AAAAAAUUUUUGCCGACGCGAUAAAGAAGUGAAUACACAUACACAUUUACUUUCUUGAAGCCAGUGAAAUACAUUUGCCAAAUCCUUUUAUAAUGCCGAAAAACGGAAGUGCUGGUCAUCGGAAUAAUGCCCCUAGGAAGCGCCAAGUGCCGGUUGCCCAGCUGGACGAAGAGAAUCCCAUUGUCCAACAAUUUCGAAUUUAUUCCAAUGAAUUGACUAUGAAACACGAUCGCCACGAGCGGAUUGUCAAGCUUAGCCGCGACAUUACCAUCGAGUCUAAGCGGAUGAUCUUUCUACUGCACUCCAUUGACUCGCGUAAGCAGAAUAAGGAGAAGGUCCUGGAGGAGGCACGUCAGCGUCUGACCAAGCUAAUCGAAGUGAACUUCAGGGCUGUAGCCCUGGAACUGCGCGACCAGGAUGUCUACCAGUUUCGCAGCUCCUACUCUCCCGGACUGCAAGAGUUUAUCGAGGCCUACACCUACAUGGAGUACCUGUGCCACGAGGAUGCCGAGGGUGAGAACGGAACCAAGAGCGUUUCUGAUUGGCAGGCCAUUCAGGCGGUGAUGCAGUACGUCGAGCAAAGCAGCAAGCCAAAGGAAGAACCAACUGAAGGCGAAGAUGUGCCGGCUAUAGCUCAGGACGAGAGCCCCAAGAAAUUCCAGUUCUUCGUGGACCCCACGGAAUACAUACUGGGACUUUCCGAUCUAACAGGGGAACUAAUGCGACGCUGCAUAAACUCGCUGGGCAGUGGUGAUACAGAUGCCUGUUUGGAGACCUGCAAGACCUUGCAGCAUUUCUACACUGGUUACAUAAGUCUGAACUGUCAGAGAGCUCGGGAACUUUGGCGUAAGAUCACUACCAUGAGGCAGAGCGUUCUUAAGGCCGAGAAUGUCUGCUACAAUGUAAAAGUUCGCGGUGGAGAGGCUGCCAAAUGGGGCGCCACUUUUGAUCAAAAGCCAGCUGAUGAAGUGGACGAGGGCUUCUACUAAUGGAACUCCAUAGACAUAAGUUUUCAUCAAGAAAAUAUAUAUAAUGCUUAUUA
Molecule: messenger RNA, 1042 nt
Organism: Drosophila yakuba
Lineage: Eukaryota; Metazoa; Arthropoda; Insecta; Diptera; Drosophilidae
Gene: Trax
Product: translin-associated protein X
Exons: 2
Coding region: 93-989 (298 amino acids)
Cellular component (GO): cytoplasm; nucleus
Molecular function (GO): RNA binding; sequence-specific DNA binding; RNA endonuclease activity
Source: RefSeq, a predicted model, not a curated record